UUUCAGAAAACGAAAUCAUUCAAUAAUGAACAAACCAAUGCGGUGUCGGUUUUGCUGUAAAUCCAAAGCCAUCGCGUUGUGUUCCCUAUCGGAGACUUUAAACGAUGGCAAAUCAAUCGCUCAAACCAUUGAGGACUGCUAUCGACUCUCGAUUUCGAAAAACGACCUGUCCAGUUUAUGUUGUGAAGACUGUAGACAGGACCUGAUCGCUGCAAUGAAGCUGUUGACAAGAAUCUAUGAGUCUGAUAUUCGAUUGAAGUCGGUUGAACCAAUACUGAAAGGUGAAAUGCACAAAUCUUUUGACGAUCGAAAUCACCUCAUAUCGUCCAUAUUUAUUGCUGAAUCGGAAAUUAAGCUCGAGCCAGAAGAAACGCUCGCUGAAUUGAAUGACACAACGGAUUGCUUACCUCCUGAACCAAUCGUCAAACGGGGACGAGGAAGACCAAAAAAGGUCAAGGUAGAAGAGAAUCCGCCUGCGGAAACAACAAUCCCAGAUGAAUCUACGAAAGAAUCAUCUAACUCGGUCAAGAAGCAGAAACGACGAAUGAGUACUUAUUCAAUACGGUCGGACGAUGAAGUGUCCGAUUUUUCUGCGGAAUCAGAGGACUCCGAUUUUGAGCGUGAUGGUGAGCAUGUGGACAAUGAUUCUGAUGAACCAAGAGGGAGCAAACGAACCAUAUUUGGGGUCAAGCCGGACUCUAAACCAAGGAGAUGUUGCAGCUGUAAGGACUUUCCACUGGAUUCGAUGGAAAAAGUGAAGGAACAUUCGAAAAAGCAUCAUGUUAGACAAGUUAAUGCUCAAGAGGAGAUUGACAAACCUUUUGAAUGUACGGUUUGUUUCGCGAGAUUCGAAACUAAGAAGCAGUUCCGGCAGCACGAACGAAAAAUGUACAUCGAAGUGUUGCAUUCGUGUAAACACUGCGAUGAGCAGUUUGCCAAUCCUUACGUUUUGCAGAGGCAUCUGAAGAAUGACCACCAACGACGACUAAAGAUUCACCAGAUGGAGGAUAUGUGCAUGCAAAGUAACAUUUGCUGUGGCUGUCGGAAGCAGUUCGAAUCUCAGGAACAACUAAAGGAACACUCCUUGCAGGUUCACUUGCCCCAACGGGAACCUUCUCAAAGUGAGACCGCCGUGGAAUGUGACACCUGUUACAAGAGUUACAAAUCGGUCAGAUAUCUGAAGGAGCAUCGGUUUCGCUUUUGGAAGGAGAAGAAAUUUGUCUGCUCGCAGUGUGGUCGUGGAUUUCGCGAGCGAGCGCAACUGGAAGAUCACGAGGACUCCCACCGGAACGUACGCAAGUACGAGUGUCCAGUUUGUCAUGCCAAGUUUUCGAUGAAGGCUUCCUGGCAAGUUCACGUACGAUACCACGAUGCCGAGGAAAGCUUCCAUUGCGAGUACUGCGGAAAGGGAUUCCGGAAAAAAGGACUGUUCAAGGUACACAUGCGGGUUCAUUCCGAAGAUCGUCCCCACAAAUGUCCGAUGUGUCCGCUUUCGUUCACGCAGAAGAACCGUUUCGACGCCCACGUGCUCGAGCACACCGGUAUGAAAGCCUUCAAGUGCCAACAGUGUCCCGCUUCGUACAUUCAUCAGCGAGCUCUGCGACGGCACGUGCGUGAAAAGCACGAAGGAGUCUUCAGCUUCAAGUGCACAAUCUGUCCGAAGGGAUUCGUCGAGUUGAAGCCGCUUCUGGUGCAUUUGAAGACCCACGAAAAGAGUGAUGAGGCAACGUUUUCGAAGGCAUAGACAAUACAA
Molecule: messenger RNA, 1753 nt
Organism: Culex quinquefasciatus (southern house mosquito)
Lineage: Eukaryota; Metazoa; Arthropoda; Insecta; Diptera; Culicidae
Product: zinc finger protein 668
Exons: 3
Coding region: 26-1744 (572 amino acids)
Biological process (GO): regulation of transcription by RNA polymerase II
Cellular component (GO): nucleus
Molecular function (GO): DNA-binding transcription activator activity, RNA polymerase II-specific; zinc ion binding; RNA polymerase II cis-regulatory region sequence-specific DNA binding
Source: RefSeq, a predicted model, not a curated record